Messenger RNA from Bombus terrestris (buff-tailed bumblebee), 5667 nucleotides. It is a transcript of the gene Synj, whose product is annotated as synaptojanin-1. Gene Ontology annotation, molecular function: phosphatidylinositol-4,5-bisphosphate 5-phosphatase activity; nucleic acid binding. The transcript is spliced from 7 exons. Lineage: Eukaryota; Metazoa; Arthropoda; Insecta; Hymenoptera; Apidae. Gene Ontology annotation, biological process: phosphatidylinositol dephosphorylation; synaptic vesicle endocytosis. The record is from RefSeq and is a predicted model, not a curated record. Bases 739 to 4188 code for a protein of 1149 amino acids.
GGUUAUUUCUAUGAUACAUAUUAAAUUUAAAAGAUCUUUACCUUCAAUCCAAAACUCCUUUUGACGAGAUCUGGAACAUUAUUCUUUCUGAUACUCAAAAUUAGUUGCACAAAAAGAUUAGGAGGUUGCCUUAAAAACUAAAACAUUCGAAAUUCGUCAAAAUGACACCUUUUAAAAUUAAAAUUGAUAAGUUACAUUAAAAAUUCACGUUUGAUAAAUUCUGUAUAUAAGCUUUCACUGUGUGCACAAAAUUUUGUAUUCUUGCUUGAAUUUUUCACACUAGCAUUCACAUAUUAUUUUAUUUACAUUAAAAAGUCAUGAAAAGAGAACGGUUUUUUUUAUUACAAAAAUUCUACGUAACUGAUAAAGCAACUUUUAACUGACCGAUGUUUGUGGCGCGAGAUUGUUGCAUAUUUGAUUUUUCAAAAUUUCAAAAUGGCGCGUUCAAUUGAUUGUUACGGUUAGACAAGCAGACUGUAGACUCCGUGAAAUCGCGAUGUAUAUAUUGCGAAAAUAUCGAAGUAUCGACGGAUUAGCGAAAAGAGCGCUACUCUCCACCGUUAACUAGUAGGGAAAAGUGUAUUACUGUCAGUAGCGAAGAAAGAAGAUCAGUCGGUAGAAAAAAAGAAAACAUAGUAAGAGUAGGGUGAUCAUACUCCUCCGUAUGACAGACGGGGCUGUCAUAUUCUACCAAAGCGUACAUUUAUCCCCGAAACUUUCAAAGACAUUAGUACAACAAUGGCGAUGGGCAAAGGGUUUCGCGUCUACGAAAAGUUAAAACCACCUAGUCCUCAUUCACUUAUAUUGGAACAACGAAAUCGAAAGGAAACUGUUCUUUUCGAAUCACAGGCAGUCGCUGUUCUUUCUGCUGAAGAAACAGACACUUUGAAAGGGAAAUACACAAAAUUAUUAGAUGCAUAUGGAUGCUUAGGCGUAUUGCAGUUAAAUGCAGGUGAAAAUACUUUAUUAUACCUUGUUCUUGUGACUGGCUGUUUUUCAGUUGGCAAAAUAGGAGAGUCUGAAGUAUUUAGAAUUACACAGACUCAUUUUGUACCACUUCAUUAUACACAAAGUAACGAGGAUCGUGUAUCUGAAGUUAGAAAAGUUCUCAACUCUGGUACAUUUUAUUUUUCUUGGUCUGCUAAUCAAGAGCCUCUUGAUAUUACCCUUAGUGCACAGAGAAGAUGCAAAUCUACAACAACUGACAAUAGAUUCUUUUGGAAUCGAAUGUUACAUAUACAUUUAUUAAGAUAUGGUGUGGAUACAUCCCAUUGGUUACUUAAAGCAAUGUGUGGUAGUGUAGAAAUUCGAACUGUAUAUGUUGGUCAUAGACAAGCUCGUGCUGUCCUCAUGUCUAGAUUAAGUUGUGAACGGGCAGGCACAAGGUUUAAUGUCAGAGGAACUAAUGAUGAUGGUCAUGUAGCAAAUUUUGUAGAAACAGAGCAAGUAAUAUAUUUAGAUAAUGAAGUAACCUCUUAUGUGCAAACCAGGGGAUCAGUUCCUUUAUUCUGGGAACAGCCUGGUAUACAGGUUGGUUCUCACAAAGUGAAAAUUUCUCGUGGUUCUGAAGCUUCUGCACCAGCUUUUAAUAGACAUUUGAAUAUGAUUAAACAAAGAUAUGGCCAACAAGUAAUUAUCAAUCUUCUUGGAUCUAGUCUAAUUGGGAGUAAAGAAGGAGAAGCAAUGUUAAGUCAAUUAUUCCAAACUCAUCAUAAUAUGUCAGAACAUACUGAUGUACCUCAUAUUCUAUUUGAUUACCACCAAGAAUGCAGAGGUGGAAAUAUGAAAAACCUUUCAAAGUUGAAAACAAAAGUAGAUAAAUAUUUAGAAUCAUUUUCCUUGUUUUAUGCGGCUGGUAAUACUGUCAUUCUUGAACAAACUGGGACUAUUAGAACAAAUUGUCUCGAUUGUUUAGAUAGAACAAAUUGUGUACAAACAUUUUUUGCACUGGAGAUACUUAGCAAACAACUUGGAUUAUUAAAGUUACUUGAAAAACAGCAGAUGGUUUCAAGAUUUGAAGAAGUAUUUAGACAAAUGUGGAUCAACAAUGGUAAUGAAGUAAGUAAAAUAUAUGCUGGUACUGGGGCAAUUCAAGGAAGUUCAAAAUUAAUGGAUGGUGCAAGAUCUGCAGCUAGAACAAUACAAAAUAAUUUAUUAGACUCCAGUAAACAAGAAGCUAUUGACAUUUUGUUAUUGGGAUCAACUUUAAAUACUGAAUUAGCGGAUAGAGCUCGAUUACUUUUACCUUCUAAUAUGCUACACGCUCCACCCAGCGUUCUCAGAGAAAUGUGUAAAAGAUAUAAUGAGUAUGUAGCUACAAUAAAUCUCAGAAUAAGUGUUGGUACCUACAACGUUAAUGGAGGGAAACACUUCCGAAGUGUCGUGUACAAAGAUGUGUCUCUUUCUGAUUGGUUACUAGAUGCUCCACGAAAAUCAUCAUCUCUAGUAUCAGUUGAAUAUGACAAUAUUCCUGUAGAUAUAUUUGCGAUAGGAUUCGAAGAAAUCGUUGACUUGAAUGCUAGUAACAUAAUGGCUGCUAGUACUGAUAAUGCAAAAGCUUGGGCAGAGGAAUUGCAAAAAGUACUUUCUCGGGAUACUGAAUAUGUUUUGGUCACAUAUCAACAAUUAGUCGGUGUUUGUCUUUAUUUAUUCAUACGACCUGAGCAUGCACCUUAUUUAAGAGAUGUAGCUGUAGAUUGUGUAAAAACCGGUUUGGGAGGUGCAACAGGAAAUAAAGGAGCUGCUGCUAUUAGAUGCGUAUUGUAUUCCACGUCCUUUUGUUUUGUUUGUGCACAUUUUGCUGCUGGUCAAUCUCAAGUGAAUGAACGCAAUGCAGAUUAUGCGGAAAUUACGCGAAAAAUUACCUUCCCUAUGGGAAGAACAUUGAAUACUCACGAUUACGUAUUUUGGUGUGGAGAUUUCAAUUACAGGGUUGAUAUGGAUAAGGAUGAGAUGAAAGAAAUGAUCAAAAGAAACGAAUUUGAUCAAAUAUUACAAUAUGAUCAGUUGAAGGUUCAACAGGAGCAAGGAAAUGUUUUCAAAAAUUUUUUGGAAGGUCCUAUUAACUUUGCUCCAACAUACAAGUAUGAUCUUUUUUCUGGUGACUAUGAUACUAGUGAAAAAUGUCGACAACCUGCUUGGACGGAUAGAGUAUUGUGGAAACGUCGAAAACAAGUACCUGAUAUCGAUUCCCCUACAGAUUGGAAUCCAGGAAAAUUAAUUCAUUAUGGCAGAGCAGAAUUGAAACAAAGUGAUCAUCGGCCGGUUAUUGCCAUUAUAGAUAUAGAUAUUCAUUGCGUUGAAUCUGAAAAGCGUGAACGAGUAUUCAAAGAAGUGAUUCAAGAUUUGGGUCCACCUGAUGGCACUAUAGUAGUUAAAGCAGUUGAAGAAUCGGAUGAUAUGGACAGUGUGUUUGAUGAAAAUUUCAUGAUGGCUCUAUUGCAAGAUUUCUCUCAUAUUGGUGAAGUAAUCCUUGUCAGAUUCGUCGGUGAAACAAUCUGGGUAACAUUUAGAGAUGGACAAUGUGCUUUGUCAGCAGCAAGAAAAGGUAUGACUCAAGUAUGUGGUCAAGCCUUGAAAUUAUCAUUGAAAUCUCCAAACUGGGUACAACUAAUUGAAAAAGAAAUAGAACUUUGCAGUAAUACUACAGUUGCACAGUUUGUUUCAAAUUCUCCAAUGAGGAGCCCUAUGCAAAGAUUAGAACAAUUAGACAUAGGGGAACGAUCAUCCCCUAGUAGAAGUAGUCCAAAUGGAAUAAUUCCUCCUCCCAGACCAGCUCCGCCAGGGCGUCCAACUCAACCACCAAAAAGUCCAGUACAAGAUCGAAAACAAGGACCACGAGCUGGUGUAUUUAGCGUGUUGCCCAAUCAAUAUCCAGCACCUUUAGCUAGAGAAAGAGAAUUUGAGCAAAGCGAAAGGUUAUCUCCGGAAUCUGCAAUUUAUGAAGAAAUAAUGGAUGGAUCACCUAACUACCCCAUACCAAACCGUCCACCACCUCCAUUACCUCGUACGGAUCCUUUGCAAGAACCUAGUAGGCCACCCAAUUCUAAACCACCUCCACUACCUCAAAGACAAGCUCCUCCUCCUCCUCAACAUCCACCACCUAGUUUACCCGCGUCGAAUGCUCCACCACCAAUUCCGGCAAGAACAUCAGGUGGACCACCCAUUCCAGCUAGAAAUCCACAUUAAACAGUGGUCUAUAUAAUUUCGGAAUUGACUCGUUAUGUGUCAUUGUGUAGCUAAUUAUUUAUAAAUAUAGAUAGAGAUUAAAAACAGAAUAGAUUGCUUCUAUGUAAUGCACAGCUGUGUAGGAUACUAUAAAUCUCAAGUCUAUUCUGGUUAGUCAAAUUCAGUUUUCAGACACUGUAAGAAUUUAUGCUUCCUGUCGUGCAUUUUCUUAUUAUACUUUAUAUAUAAACGAAUCUGUUAAAUACCUCAAAGAUUUGAUUAUACAUAUAGGAGGGUGUCCCAGUUUUUUCUGUAAAACUUUACCAGCAUAUUCUAUAAGUAAAAAUAAGAAAAAGAUGUUAUACAAAUAUAUGCUUCUAAAUCUUUUAUUAAAACAAGCUAUAACACAAAUACGAAAUGGUAAUAGACUGCUUUCUUGUUCGAUACCACAUAGGAAUAGAUUUUCGGUUCACAAUACAAUUCCAUUUCGAAAUGUCGUCCGUUAUUAUGAAUAUAGGAUUGGUAUCUUCAGAAAAUAGAAUCUAUUGCAUUACUCAUUUCUUGUUCAUAUUUCUUAAUUGCAACAAAUAAAUCGUGAAUCCUUUGCAUUAACCCCUGACACCUAUUAAUUUGUAUUUAAUAAACUUUUUCUAUCAGAGUUCUCUACAAGUAAAAAUCCAUUGGCGUGAUAUCCGGCGAUCUUGGGAUUGAUCCUUCUCGACCUAUGCAUUGUUGAGGGUAAUGAUCAUUUAAUGAUUGUUGUAUUGGUUGACCAAAUUAAUGAUCUUAGCAAGUAAAUAUUAGAGUUUGUGUAAACAUAUCAAAUAGAUAUCAGCAAUGUUCUUAUCAUUUCAUUUAUUUAUUAUAAUUAAUUAAUUAAAUUAAUCUUGCUUAUAGCAUAUGUUGGUAAAUUUUUGCGGAAAAAAGCUGAAUCACCCUGUAUAUCAUAGAACAUAUACAGAGUUUAAAAAUGUAUCCAGUUUAAAUACUUCUUAAUGAUCGUUGAAACAAAUAAACUAAUAAUUAUGUUAAUGAAAUUUGUGCUGUUGAAAAUGUUAUAUUAAUAUAAUCUUGCGAUAAAAAAUUUAUUGUGGCUAAAUAUAAAGAAAAAGAACUAAUACUAUUAUAAAAUACACAAGCCACAAACGUUAUAUUUUCAUGAUAUAUUAAUUUUACAAUCAAUGUUAAAAUGAUUUAUUAACUAUGUUACACCUUACUGUAUUUUAUUACAAAUAGAUGGUAAACAUGAUUUUUAAAAAUUGAAAGAGAGGUAAUUUAUGUUUACUGCUAGUUAUAAUGGUAAAAAUAAAAGACUCAAAGAACAGUAUUCAUACAAAAUAUUUUCCAUAAGUACAUAUAUAUUGUAUGUAUAAAUCAAAGUUUUAAACACUGUCAGAAAAACAAAAUAUUACUAUAUUUAUUUUGUAGCUUCACAUGUAUUGUAUUAUUGUACAUGUACAUAUAAUAUAGAGAUCGAUACGAAUUACAACUAUAAUGAGA